UCACGGUGUCCUUGAAUUCUCUCCCUCUCAGAAAUAUCAUCAAGCACAAAGUGGCAAGUGCACAUCACUCAUUGAUACCGUGCAGAACAGUCAUUGAAAGUAAUGUUAUCUCACCGUAAACAUGCGUGACUGCGGAGAAAUGCUGCAGCAGUCUUUCACCAGUUCACCCAGUUCUCCGCCUCUUGUCACCAGUGCCUUCUCCACGCUGCGCCUCACUCUCGUCGCUUCCUAGAUACGUAAUCAUCCGAUUCGGGCACGUUCUCGAAGCCCUGUUUUCAUCGCAAACUGCGCGGAUCCGAGCUUAAACAAGCCGCUUUUCUUUCUGUCUGUAACCACCAUCUACUACCCCUACUCCAACUUUUAUCGUCCUUUCACCAGCUUUUCUCAUGUCCGAAUACCCAGAGCGGCUGGAAAGCCAACGUCGUAUCCGUCCACUGGACCCUGCAGCAGUCAGAAGACGUUCACAUGUUUCCCAAUCUUGGCAUGAUUACGGUGACGGUAGUGUCAGCGCCAGUACCCGCUCCUGGGUUCAGUCGAAUCAGCGCGAUCCACCUCCUCCGCCAGAACAACUGCCUCUUCCGUCACCUGCAUUAGGUCUGCGCGCUGUCAAUCCAGACGAGAAUGAGCCAGAGGAAUUGUCUGAAUACAUGACCAUUCGCCAGGAGGAUUUUAACGGUUUACCUGAUUAUCCAUCUUGGCCCACUCCUGGCGGAGAUCACCAACUUCAUGUCGUCAACGUCCAGCCGCUCAAAACAAAAAAGCGUUUCGUGGGCGGUUUCGUCACAGGCUUGAAACGUAUCCCGAAGGCAAUGUUUGGAGCCAGCGGAUCCAAGGUGAAGGAGGUGAAGAGACAAAGACAGAGGUCGACAGAGACGGGAACGCACCUGACCGAGAAUACCCUUCCACAGUACAGAACCAACCCUCCAACCCCAGUAGCCUUACAGGUGCCGCGAACACAUGCUUCCUUGGCAGAGGGUUCUAUUCCACCUGCUCUGGCCUCGGGAGAACUUCAACGGCGCAUGAACAAUCCCACUUUCAGGCUGGAGGUACCUAUAGAGGUAUUCGAGCCUAGCGCGGCCUCACCGACAGAAGUGCCUAUUGACCAGACAAGAGAUUCUAUCCACCCAGAGUCCAGGCGGACGAGCCUUCACCUAACAAUGCCGGAACCCUCGAUAGCACUACCCCCUUCACAUCCACCGUCGCGUCGUCAAUCACAUGUUUCGCCGCGUCCACCGCAGCGGGAACCGUCUACAUUGCCCCCACCUUCUAUUCCCGCCCAUCCAGCCCCUUCAGAGGACUAUCGCCGCAUGUCAAAGGCUGACUCGCAGGGUCACGGCCCGACAAGCGCAACAAGCUCGUCGGUCGGAGCUGAGCCGUCUUUUUCGAGUGACCUGAACCCGGUGCUGAGAUUCAUCACCGGGCUUUACGAGAUGCCUUGGGUCUCACCGGAGCGCAUCACGGUGGACUAUCGUCCUGGGAUAGACCGUGGGGCAUGGGUGUGGAAAUGGACUCAUGCGAAGAACGGUAGCGGUAGUGGGAGAGGCCGAAAGGUGAUGGUACUGAAACCAAUUCCCAAGGUGACAGCCUCUUGGUACACUGUGAGAGACGGUACGGAAAAGAAAAUUCCAGUGAAGGAACGCGCUCGUUCGCCAAACAACGCUGCAGUUGAUCUGUUGAGCUCUGGAGCGUCUGGUACCCGGUCGUCAAUGGCGACCAGCGGAGCUACUUCGAGACGUGGCAGACGGCGGGUACCUAUACGAUCCUCGGUCUUCCUUCCAGACCCCAGUACGCUACCACGCUCCGUCAGACGGUCGAAACCUCCGUCGCGACCUGGUACCAGCUCGCACAGCGGACGGUACCGUGACCCUGAUCGGCGGCGACGGCGCCCUACAUCACCUUUGUUCCCCCAUGGGUACGCACCGCCGACUACACCGCCGCCUGUGCCACCCUUUGUGUUCAUGCCGCCCCCUCCUGCUGCUGCUCCAAGCCCGGAGGGUUCACAUGCGCAGCCUGCAGCUUCAAUGCCGUUGUUCGGGCCGGUGUAUAUGCAGAUGCUUCCCCCAACCUCGAUGACAUCUGUGAACACGAGCCCGGGAAUGGCUGGGCGAGGUGCAGGACUACAGCCUGCAUAUGGAUAUGGAUACUCGCCCAUGGUUGUGCCUGCUACUCCACCACAUGUGUAGUUUCAGAUACAUGUUUCAUGAAAUCUGAGCUCUUGACUUUUACCAUGUAGCACUAGUUCUUUCUAAUUAUGCCCAAUACGAUUGGAC
Molecule: messenger RNA, 2270 nt
Organism: Guyanagaster necrorhizus
Lineage: Eukaryota; Fungi; Basidiomycota; Agaricomycetes; Agaricales; Physalacriaceae
Exons: 1
Coding region: 387-2183 (598 amino acids)
Source: RefSeq, a predicted model, not a curated record